Molecule: messenger RNA, 4432 nt
Organism: Hyla sarda
Lineage: Eukaryota; Metazoa; Chordata; Amphibia; Anura; Hylidae
Product: zinc finger protein 420-like
Exons: 12
Coding region: 405-4307 (1300 amino acids)
Biological process (GO): regulation of immune system process; negative regulation of transcription by RNA polymerase II; regulation of cytokine production
Source: RefSeq, a predicted model, not a curated record
CUUUAUUUCUAUCAUACAUUGCUGAACACCGCCCACACCUGUCACAUGACCAUCCUCACAGGUCCUUCGUCCACAAUCUCGUCAAUCCUGCUGAGCUCCGCCCUCAAAUGUACUGGUCACAUGAUUGUGGCAUCAUCACAGGUCCUACACCUCCAGCAUCUAGUAGAUACAAAGCAGGUCCUUGUCGGAAGUCACUGAGGAGCAGAGAUCUCCACACAACACAACAGCAGAGACUGCCCGACCAGCUUUGUAUCUGCUAGACGGGGGAGCAGUAGGACCUGUGAAGGUGUCACAAUCAUGUGACUAGUACCUGUGGGGGCGGAGCUCAGCAGGAUAGGAGAGAUUGAGUAUGAAGGACCUGUGAGGAUGGUCAUGUGACAGGAGUGGGCGGGGCUCAUCAGUGCAUGAUAGAAAUAAAGGCUAAGGCUCCUCCUCUUCUCCAGGACUAUCCCCUCCAGCUGACCCAGUUGUCUCCUCUUCUCCCGAAUGAUCCCCCAAGGAUGGACAAGGACAGGAAUGAGAUGACUAAGAGAAUAUUACACUUCACCUUGGAGAUCCUCCACCUGCUGACCGGAGAGGAUUACACCAUAGUGAAGAAGACAUGGGGGGAGUGUUUGGGCCCCAGCAGCCAUCUCCAUGAGUCAGGAGGACAGAGCAGGGCCUGGGGCCCCAUCACGGAGCCUCCACCUCACUCACUGAUACAUGAGGAGAAGAUCCUAGAACUCAUCCACAGGAUCACUGAGCUGCUGACUGGAGAGGUUCCUAUAAGGUGUCAGGAUGUGGCGGUCUAUUUCUCCAUGGAGGAGUGGGAGUAUGUAGAAGGACACAAGGAUCUGUACCAGGACAUAGUCAUGAUGGAGGAUCACCGGCCUCUCACAUCACAAGAAAAUCUCAGAAAAUAUUCUGAAGAAAACUUCAUGUUAUCCCUGAAUGAUAAAGUAGAAGAUGAAGAUAUGAUGGAGCGCUCCUCAGGAGAAGACCUCCUUACCCCUAAUGUCCAUCCAGAUCUAUCCUGUAAUAAUCCACCUGAUCAUGAGGAACCUUCUCCUGACCAAUCACAGAUCACAAGGACACAUCCUAAACAGAGGAAAAGGUUUCUAAAAAGCUCAAGUCUUUUAACACAGAGAAAGCACACAGGAGAGAAUUUAUAUUCAUGUUCAGAAUGUGGGAAAUGCUUUACAAGUAAAUCAGAUCUGGUUAUACAUGAGAGAAGUCACACAGGAGAAAAGACCCAUUCAUGUUCAGAAUGUGGGAGAUGUUUUGCAUUUAAAUCACAGCUUGUUAAACAUGAGCGCAGUCACACAGGAGAGAAGCCUUAUUCUUGUUCAGAAUGUGUGAAAUGUUUUACAAGUAAAUCAAAUCUUAUUACGCAUGAGAGAAGUCACACAGGAGAAAAGCCGUAUUCAUGUUCAGAAUGUGGAAAAUCUUUUAUUACUAAAGUCAAACUAAGAAAUCACCACAGAAUUCACACAGGGGAGAAGCCAUUUGCAUGUUCAGAAUGUGGAAAAGGUUUCAUUACUAAAGUCAAUCUAAGGAUUCACCAGAGAAUUCACACUGGAGAAAAGCCAUAUUCAUGUUCAGAGUGCGGUAAAUGUUUUACAAAUAGAUCUUAUGUUCUUACACAUGAGAGAAUUCACUCAGGAGAGAAGAGGUAUUCCUGUUCAGAAUGUGGGAAAUGCUUUAUUACAAAUGUUAAACUAAGGAAUCAUCAUAAAACUCACACAGAGGACAAGCCAUAUUCAUGUUCACAAUGCGGGAAAUGUUUUAAAGAUAAAUCAAGUAUUGUUAGACAUGAGAGAAUUCACACAGGAGAAAAGCCCUAUUCAUGUUCACAAUGUGGGAAAUGUUUCGUAAAUCAAUCAGACCUUGUUAGACAUGAGAGAAGUCACACAGGAGAGAAACCUUAUUCGUGUUCAGAAUGUGGUAAAUGUUUUGUGAAUCAAUCAGACCUUGUUAGACAUGAGAGAAUUCACUCAGGAGAGAAGCUACAUUCGUGUUCAGAUUGUGGGAAACGUUUUAUAAAUCAAUCAAAUCUUGUUAGACAUAAACGAAUUCACACAGGAGAGAAGCCAUAUUCGUGUCCAGAAUGUGGGAAAUGUUUUACAAACAAAUCACAUCUUGUUUCUCAUGGGAGAACUCACUCCGGAGAGAAGUCCUUUAGCAGCGUUGACCUUCAUCCGUCUUCCGCUCUUACAGGUUCUGAGUAUCGCUUGAAUUUCGUUCAGCCAGUCACUGGACCGGACUCGUGCCGAGCUCUUCCUCCACCUUUCCCAAACAGAGCGAUGUUUUGCACCAGGGGGCUCCCGCCCAGCGGAGGAGGAAGGAAGACCGAUCUGGAGAAGGAGACCCCGAUAAACCUUCCCUUGUUAGUUGCUCACAUUGGCCUUCUGAUGGCGAACUGCCAGGACAGGAAUGAGAUGACUAAGAGAAUAUUACACUUCACCUUGGAGAUCCUCCACCUGCUGACCGGAGAGGAUUACACCAUAGUGAAGAAGACAUGGGGGGAGUGUGUGGCCCCCAGCAGCCAUCUCCAUGAGUCAGGAGGACGGAGCAGGGCCCGGGGCCCCAUCACAGAGCCUCCACCUCACUCACUGAUACAUGAGGAAAAGAUCCUAGAACUCACCCACAGGAUCACUGAGCUGCUGACUGGAGAGGUUCCUAUAAGGUGUCAGGAUGUGGCGGUCUAUUUCUCCAUGGAGGAGUGGGAGUAUGUAGAAGGACACAAGGAUCUGUACCAGGACAUAGUCAUGAUGGAGGAUCACCGGCCCCUCACAUCACAAGAUGGAGUCAUUGAUAGAAAUCCACCCGAGAGGUGUCCCUGUCCUCUGUAUUCCCAGGACUGUCCAGAGGGAAAUGUCCCAGAGAAGCAUCAGGGGGGAGAUCUGACUAAUAAUAAAGUGGAGGAUGAAGAAGACAGGAUGAGGGGCCAUCACCCGUGUAUGAGAAAAGAGGAGGAAAUUCCAGGAGGUGUUGUCCCAGAAAAUUUGGGAAAGGAUUCCGAAGAAAGCUUCAUGUUAUUGAUCAAUUGUAUAGUAGAAGAUGAAGAUAUGAUGGAGCGCUCCUCAGGAGAAGACCUCCUUACCCCUAAUGUCCAUCCAGAUCUAUCCUGUAAUAAUCCACCUGAUCAUGAGGAACCUUCUCCUGACCAACCUCAGAUGGUUACCAGAAGUAAAGAUAAGAAACUUGUAGAAAAUUUUCUACGUGAUGAAUGUGAAAGAGAGUUUCCAAAAAGCUCAAGUCUUCUUACACACAGAAUUCACUCAGGAGAGAAUUCUUAUUCAUGUUCAGAAUGUGGGAAAUGCUUUAUAAAUAAAUCAGAUAUGGCUAAACAUAAGAGAAGUCACACAGGAGAGUUGCCAUAUUCGUGUUCAGAAUGUGGGAAAUGUUUUAUAAGGAAAUCACAUCUUGUUAGACAUGAGAGAAAUCACACAGCAAAAAAGUCACAUUCAUGUUCAGAAUGUGGAAAAGUUUUUUCAAGGAAAUCACAUCUUAUUACACAUAAGAAAAGUCACACAGGGGAAAAGCCUUAUUCAUGCUCGGAAUGUGGUAAAUCCUUUGUUGCUAAAGACAAACUAAUAAAUCACUACAAAACUCACACAGGGGAGAAGCCAUUUGCAUGUUCAGAAUGUGGAAAAGGUUUUAUUACGAAAGUCAGUCUAAUGACUCACCGAAGAAUUCACACUGGAGAGAAGCCAUAUUCAUGUUCUGUAUGUGGAAAAUGUUUUGCAAGACAAUCAAAUCUUAUUAGACAUAAAAGAAUCCACACAGGAGAGAAGCCAUAUUCAUGUUCAGAAUGUGGGAAACGUUUUACAAACAGAUCACAUCUUGUUUCACAUGAGAAAAUUCACACCGGAGAGAAGCCGUAUUCAUGUUUAGAAUGUGGGAAAAGUUUUGUACAUCAAUCGGACCUUGUAAGACACGAGAGAGUUCACACAGGAGAGAAGCCAUAUUCAUGUGUAGAAUGCAAAAGAGGUUUUGUAACUCAUUCAGAGCUCGCUAGACAUGUGAGAAUUCACACAGGAGAGAAGCUAUGUUCAUGUUCAGAAUGUGGGAAAUGUUUUGUAAAAAAAUCGAAUCUUGUCAGACAUAAAAGGAUUCACACAGGGGAGAGGCCGUUUUCGUGUUCAGAAUGUGAGAAGUGUUUUAGAAACAAAUCACAUCUCGUUUCGCACGAGAGAAUUCACACAGGAGAGAAGCCGUAUUCAUGUUCAGUGUGUGGGAAAUGUUUUAUACAGCAAUCAAAUCUGAUUUCGCAUGAGAGAAUUCACACUGGAGGGAGGCCACUUGGCAAGGUUUCAGUAUCCUGACAUUUUACAUAUUAUUAAUGUUUUAAUUAACCAUUUAUAUUUUUAUAAACAGUUAAUAGAUCCCAUUGUAUGUUAGAUAUAUUACAUGUAUGUCAUGGUUUUAAUUUUGUUAAUAAACUAUUAUA